Molecule: messenger RNA, 2938 nt
Organism: Pimephales promelas (fathead minnow)
Lineage: Eukaryota; Metazoa; Chordata; Actinopteri; Cypriniformes; Leuciscidae
Product: E3 ubiquitin-protein ligase TRIM62
Molecular function (GO): zinc ion binding; protein binding
Source: RefSeq, a predicted model, not a curated record
ACAGGCACACUGCCCUCAAGCGGAAGUAAGAUUGUCGAUUGAAAAGCUGCAAACAAUAUUUGCAUUAGCCGUUUUUUUAAGAACCACAUUAGCCUCAUGUCAUAUGUAAAUGAAAAACGGGCAAUUAUUAUAUCGUUAUUUUCUCCAAUUUGACAGAAUUUUGCGGUUACCAAGGCAACAUACGGUAGAAAUAGCUGUUGAGGCCACCGAUCAAUGGUCGAGGCACAUUUUUGAAAAUAACAUGAGCUUUUCACAGACCCUGUACGCCUUCCAUGUGGUCACAACUUCUGUGAAACCUGCAUCCAUGUGGUCUGGAACAUGGAUGACCCCAAAACUUCAGGAGAAGGGCCACUGUUCUGCCCGGAGUGUCAGAUCCUCCUUCCUUCUAACCUUAAGCUUGAAAUCAACUCAGAUCUUCAAAGGAAAGUUCAGGAUGUCAUUGCAAGAGCAUCUUCGUUGGAAGGAUCUUCUCAUAAAUCACCCUCCGUUAUCAUGUGUGAUCAGUGCAUUGGGAAGACUGAGGUGGCUGUGAAGAGCUGCCUCUCCUGCGACGCCUCCCUGUGCUCUGCUCACACUCUCCUGCAUCAGCAGAGAGAGGCUUUAAGAGGGCACUCUCUCAUUGAAGUAACAGAGGACUUGAUUUCCUUCAAGUGUAAGGAGCAUGGGGAGGAGCUGAAACUAUUCUGUCAGGAGGACCAGACUACUGUGUGUUGUCUGUGCAUUGCAGUUGGGUCACACAAAAACCACCAAGCUGUUACGCUGCAAGAGGCAUGCUCAGAAUUUAAGAAGGUGCUGGAGACCAACAAAUCACUUCUUCUACAGAGGAAACAUUUAGCUGAGUCUGCUAUGCAAGAUCUGAAACCAUUAUUUUCGGAGGUGUCGAAAAACGCAGAAGCAUACAGACUCAGAAUAGUUGAGAAAUACAACCAGAUAAAAGCCCAGAUUGAGGAGGAUCAGAAGCUGAUGCUGGCCAUUCUGGAAACAGAAGAAUUUUACUACAACAAGUGGCUGAGAUGGAAAAAUGAGUCACUGGAGUGUCAUGUUAAAGAUAUUAAUGCUGCCCUAAGAUCAGCCCAAUCUCUCCUCGAGGAAGAAAAUGACAUCAUAUUUCUCCAGCAUCUCAAAAAACAUAGACUUGGGUCCCAGGUGGAUUUGCCACUUGUGUCUGUGAUGGAGCAAGAGUACAGCACCACAGACAAGAUGAAGACAGUCGAGCAGCUGGUUGAUAACUUAAAUGAAGUUGUCUUGCAGAACACUCAGCGGCUGUGGUCUAGUCUCAGAGCAGUAAAUUUAGACCCAGAGACAGCACACCCCGAGUUAGAGGUCUCGGCUGACAAACUGGAGGUACACUGGAGUAAGAAACCAACCGCAGAAAGGAAACAGAAAACAAACAUCGGCUCUCAGUACAGCGUCCAGGUCAAGGAGAGAUUCUCCAGUGGCUCUCACUACUGGGAGGUGGCCGUCUGGAAGAAACCCUAUUGGUUGAUUGGCCUGUCAUAUGGGUCAGCUACUAGAGGUCAGGAUUCUGAGCAUCGCAACAGUGACUUUAACGAUAUGUCCAUAAAACCUGACUUUGACCAGCCUUAGAUGAAAGAAAACUCUUCUUGACAAAGUUGUAGUCCACCUUAAGCUGAGAUGGGCCUCCUGCCAGUGCUCUGAUAAUGUGAUACAGGCACUCCCUAAAGACACGGGAACAAGGACAGUAUACUGACUACUUUGUCUGCUGUAGGAGUUUUUCUAAUUACAGCGGAGCUGUCCACUUCAGCACCUCACAUGCACAAUGCCACAUCUGCAACUCACAUCAGGUAUGUGAACUUGCUUGUCCCUCUAUUUUUGUUUCUUAUAAAUAAAGAACAAAGUAUAACAGGCGGCCUUCAAAUGGUGUUGUUAUCGGAUUAACUCUAGACUACCAACACUUUCCCGUUACGGUUAGUGUAAACCUUUACUUUUAGUUUUACUUUUAGCAGAAAAUCCAUGUAUUUAUAUUAUAAAUCUAUAUUUGAACUCAUGUGCUUUAAUUUUUUAUCUUAGAUCUGGUGUAUACCCGAGACAUCCAUUGUAGUUAUCAGUCACCUUAGAAGCUAAAGUCUAAGAGCAGUCAGUCUGAGUAAAGUGUUCUUUCCAAAGCUCUCAAAUAACAUAUAGAUAAUGCAGGACAGCUCUACCCAGUGCCCAAAACGUAUGAGUUCAGUCGAAUUAUACAACAUUUUUAUAGCACACUUAUGUCUUAUGCCUAAACCUUUUGCUCUUAAAGCUACUUUCACAUUAUGUAAUUCCCUUUUUGGUUAGAUAUAUAUAGAUAUGGAUAGCUUGCACAUUACAUGGACAUCAGUUGUUGUUGUUGGUUUUGUUUUUGUUGUUGUUGUUUCAACAUGAAAAUCUAAAUUGUAUAUACAGUGCAGUGGGAAGUUCUGGGAACCAAAAGUCCUCAUUGAAAUAAGUCUAAUUUAAUCCUGCAAAGUUUAAAUAACAAAGUUUCUCAAAAUUGUUGUGCUAAUAAUAUCAUUUGUAAUAAAUAAAAAAUGCACAAAAUAUGCAUUUUACUUGUGGCCUCAGACUUAUGAAACCCAGGCUUUGUAUAUAUGAUUGCAAAUAUUUUUUUUAAUUUACUUAUAGUAUAGAAUUUUAGCAUACAAAUAAUCCAUAUAGCCAAAAUUAGUAUGAGGUCAUAAAACAAUAUUUUAACGUUUUAAAAAAAAAAAGAUUAAAUUAUUUUAGAUGAAUUAUUGCAUGUCACAAUGCAAGAUACUGUUGUCACAUGUUAACUACUAUACUAUAUUAUACUAUAGUGAAGGGAGAGAGUGACCCAUGGCUUUGACUCUUGAAGUUUUGCUGAUUUAUGUAGCACAGUUCUCUUGAGGCAGCAAGCGUAGUGCUGUUAGCCCAUAUACUGUGCUGAAUGCAUAAAAUAUUUGAGUCACUCAAAAAAAAAAAAAAA